CGUUCCGCUAUAGAUUUCCGCUCAAUGGAACGUCGCCCUUACUGUUACAAUUCGGGCCUAAGUCUAUGGUUUGAACCCCCUGAAGAUCACCAAACCAAACCAAACCAACCAAACAUUACCGCAGGACUUGGGAGAGUUUUAGCGCGGGUUUAGUUCAUCGCGACUUACAAAAAACAUGAAUGAUAUCAGCCACGCAGAUAUGUUGGCCACUGAUACAACGCGACUGCCAACCGAUUCUGGUUUUAGCGAAUUGCUUAGAUCGGCAGAGCAAUUGUCUGCCGCUGUUGAGGGAAACGAAGAUCUACCGCAAGUCGAAAGAAAUCUUCGACAAAUAUUGGAGGCUUCUAACGAACUAUGGUCUCGCGUGACACAAGCCAGCACGCAAGACAACGAAGCGCAGGCCCAUGUUUUAUUAGGAUCCAGAGGAGUAGAUUUGUCUCAAAUAUCACAAAAGUUAAACUCACUCAGUGCAAGACGUACAUUUGAGCCCUUAGAUCCUAUAGCUGAUACUGACAUUGUUAACUAUCUCAGAAAUGAAAAAGAAAAUGCAAUUCUUUCUAUCAUUGAACAGGUUCAUAAAGAUACAUUUGAACUUACAAGAACUCAACAAAUGGAACAUAUGUUGGGUGAGUGGAAGCAGAUGCGUUAUGAGAUAGUAAAUUCUAUGACUGCUCCAUCUGGUGAGCUGGUAGAUCUGCGUGGAGCACCACAACGUACAAAAUUAGCUGGUUCAAUGGUUAGUGGUCUUUCUAGCAUAGAAGUUUCAUAUGUGAAAGAACUGCAGAAUUAUAAUGAUCAUGUGCUCAGAGGUAUAACAAGACCUAGUUUAUUUGCUGCAUUCUGCAAAGCCUCUGAGUCUUUUAAUGACAAAAAAAUUGUGGAUUUAUGGCAAAUGGUGAAGUGCAUGGUUGAUAUUCCACCAACACCUAGAGGAGAUCAAAUUAAAUCCAGAAGUAGUCCGGCAAUUGAACAGAAAAUUGUUUCACAAGCCAAAAACUAUCUAGAAAACCGAUAUAGAGACUUUAUGAAUUCUAUCAUCAGUGAAAAUUUGGCACAAGCAAAACGAGGUGGCAUUCCAGGCACCAUACCUCUAGUGAAAAGUUUUGUAAGUGUCAAAGUGCAAAAUUUGAGAGAUUUAGAAGAUGUUGUAAUUGAUAAGAAGCCAUUAUGGCCUCUAGUGUACUACUGUAUGCGAUCUGGAGAUUACAAUGCAGCCUUACAAUGUUUGAACCAAUGCAGCACGGAAUUUCUGAAAAGUUGUGUGGAAUUUAAAACAGCUCUAGAAGAAGCUUGCAGUGAUCCGCAACAUCAUCCAAGUAGUCGUGCAGAAUCCAUUUUAAAGAUGCAUUACAGAAAGCAAGUGCGAUCCGUUAGUGAUCCUUACAAGCGAGCAGCAUAUUGCGCUUUAGUUCCUUGUGAACCGGAUGAUUUGCAUUCCGAAGUGAUAUCGACAGCUGACGAUUAUUUAUGGUUAAAAUUGUGCCAAGUGAGAGAUCAGGCUGAUAUUGAAAAUAAAUUAACAUUGGACUAUUUGCAGACUACAAUCUCAGAAAUUUAUGGAGAAACUUAUUAUCACGCGCACGAGCAGCCGUUCUUAUAUUUUUCCAUGUUGUUCUUGACCGGCCAAUUUGAAGCAGCGAUUGAAUUUCUAGCCACUGGUGCUGGUGCAAGACAUCUGCCACACGCAGUGCAUCUGGCAGCUGCUAUGCACGAACACAAUUUGUUGGCUGUCAGCCAAAGUGUUCUAGCGCCUCUGAUAAGUGUAGAUCCUGCAGAUAAACCACCAGCAAAAAGACUGAAUUUUGCUAGAUUGAUAUUGUUAUAUGUGAAGAGAUUUGAAUUAUCAGAUCCGAAAGAGAGCCUUCAUUACCUAUUUUUAUUAAGAUGCAUGAAGGAUCCGUAUGAUCGCAAUAUGUUCGCCGCGUCUGCUGCAGAAAUGGUAGUAGACGCCUCUCCUGCAAAUCGAAUUUUGCUAGUUGGUAAAUUGGAGAGAGAUCGGAGACUUCCGGGAAUUCUAGAUUUGUUUCAAAUCAAUACGGACGAUGUGAUAAAUAUUAGCGCCGAGACAUUGUAUAGAAAAGGUCUUUUGGAAGACGCAGUUAUGAUGUACGAUCUAGCUAGAAAUCAUGAAAAAGUUCUCAAUUUGAUGUGCACACUUCUGACGCAAGUUGUUAGUCAAAAAGGAUUACCUGGUUCUCUCAGAUCACGAUUGCAAGCAACAGCGAUGGAUAUUAGCACAAGAUAUAGAGACAUCGCAAUUCAAGCGCCCUCAGAGAUAGUUUCCUCGUUUUAUACAUUGAGGGAUCUUAUGGUUUUCUUUGAUCAAUUUCAUAAUGAGCAAUAUCAGAGUGCGCUCAGGACGAUUGCGGAUUCAAAGAUAUUGCCUCUUCACGUGAAAGAUGUCGCCGAAAGAGUAAACGCCUUGCGUCGAGUGUCGGCUGAAGUCGCUAGUACAUUCGCUGAUGUUCUGCUCGCUACCAUGACAAUAUUAUAUCGUCAGUAUCAGAAAUUGCGAGCAGCAGAGCCGGGCGACGAGAUAGCAAGGGAACAGCAGUUGCACGAUCUCCGUGAACAAGCUCGGGCGCUGACAAAUUUCGCAGGAACCUUGCCGUAUCGUAUGCCGAACGAAACAAAUGGAAAACUUGUUCAAAUGGAGAUACUUAUGCAUUAAUAUUUCUUCUUUUCUAAGUUUGUAAUACAAAUUUAUCUUUUACAGCUUAGAAUUAUUUAAACAAAUGUUCAUAUACUUCUCACUGAAAGUCGUACAUAUUAUUUCAAACGAUUUUUUUAUAUUCAAUUAUACGACCAAGUUUAUUUUAUUCUUCUUUGUUUAAAGUGUAUAAUGAGAUUGUACAUAUGAUCCAUCGAACUGCGCGUCAUAUGAACUGAAAAACAUAGCUUCUCUUAUUAUUUAAUAGUUUUAAAUCUCCCAGGUAUAUAGCGUUGUUACGAAAUUUGCCCAACACAAAAGACUCACUUGAAUUAUUUUUGUAAUUUAUUCUAUUUGUAAAUGCAUAAUAAAUAUGAAUUUUACAU
Pseudomyrmex gracilis is the source of this 3036-nucleotide messenger RNA. RefSeq names its product nuclear pore complex protein Nup93-like. Gene Ontology annotation, cellular component: nuclear pore. Gene Ontology annotation, biological process: protein import into nucleus; poly(A)+ mRNA export from nucleus. Bases 176 to 2671 code for a protein of 831 amino acids. NCBI's taxonomy places the organism in Eukaryota, Metazoa, Arthropoda, Insecta, Hymenoptera, Formicidae. The transcript has 7 exons. Gene Ontology annotation, molecular function: structural constituent of nuclear pore. The record is from RefSeq and is a predicted model, not a curated record.